Molecule: messenger RNA, 1592 nt
Organism: Malania oleifera
Lineage: Eukaryota; Viridiplantae; Streptophyta; Magnoliopsida; Santalales; Ximeniaceae
Product: protein RER1B-like
Exons: 4
Coding region: 490-1101 (203 amino acids)
Biological process (GO): protein retention in ER lumen; retrograde vesicle-mediated transport, Golgi to endoplasmic reticulum
Cellular component (GO): Golgi membrane
Source: RefSeq, a predicted model, not a curated record
GGUUAAGAAUUCCUUAAAACAAUACCCACCGACAGUUUUGUUCGUUCCCCGCCUCCCUGGCAACCGACAAUUCCUCUUCCCGUCAAGCCUGGCAGUCAUCGGAUGUCAGCUAAGCUCCUUAAACUUCCCUUUCACUUGUUUUUUACUUAAACUUUUUGCUGUCAAUUUGCAUUUAAUUGAUGUUUAUAUUCUCCAUUCUUCCUUCUCAUCGUCUUUCAUCUGCAUUUGCUGCUUUCAUUGUUUGGUAAAACCCCAUUUGGUUUCUGGUGAAAUCCCUCUUGUUUUGUGGUAAGAUCCAUGAAUUUUGCACUGUUAAGUGGUUAUAAUCCAGGGUUUGUGAGUUCUGGGUCUGCCCAUUUCGUGUCUGUUUCUGAAAAUCCCGUUUCAGCCAAAUGGGGCAUAAUUAAUAGUGUACCCAACACAUAUUGUGGCUUGAUUUGACUGGGUUCUUUUUCAGUCAGAUUUUCAGUUGUUUGAAGCUUGACUUGCAUGGGGGGAAUCAGAGGCAGUGCUCCCUCGGCAGCAGUGCCUCUGAUUCAAUGUAAACGUAAUGGUGCAAAGCUUUUUCAAUAUUAUUUGGACAGAACUGCUCCUCAUUCUGUAUGUAGAUGGGUUGGAACCCUUGUUGUAGCAGCUGUUUACAUUUUGCGGGUUUAUCAUCUUCAAGGAUUUUAUGUUGUUUCAUAUGCUCUGGGAAUUUUUCUGUUGAAUCUGUUGAUUGGGUUCCUGUCGCCUUUGGCGGAAUCUGACCUGGAAGUUACAAAGAAGCCUUUGCUACCAACAAAAGGUUCAGAUGAGUUCAAGCCUUUCAUUCGUCGGCUCUCUGAGUUUAAGUUCUGGUACUAUGUCACACUAUCAUUCUGUGUGGCGUUUGUCGCCACCUUCUUUUCUGUAUUUGAUGUUCCCAUCCUUUGGCCUGUACUACUGUCCUAUUGGAUUGUUUUGUUCAUCGUCACAAUGAGGCACCAAAUCCAUCACAUGAUCAAAUACAAGUAUGUCCCAUUCAGCUACGGAAAACAGAGGUAUGUUGCCAAGAAAUCUUCAGCUAAUAGCCUUAGCCUCGGUGGCCGGAGACAUGUUAGAUGGCCAAGAAUGGGUUAAAAUGGAUUUGGCCAUUUACUUGGAAACCCAUUUAUGGCCCAUUUAAAAAACCAUUCUGAAUAGUUUAUGAGCUUACCGGUUUAUAAUUGGCUCAGCCCAUGUAACUUUAUAAAUGAGAAGACGUGGACUGGCUAUAUCAGGUACGAAUACUGAGCUUCAACUGAAUCUCCAUUUCUGGCAAAAUCAAUACCUGUAUGGACUCUAUUUCAAUCCCUCCUUAACCGAAAAAGAAAAAAAGAAAGGAAAAACCCUUGGGCAACUUCCCACUUCCCAGGCUCCAUUCCAUUCCUUACGAACUAUCAAAUCUCUAGAGACUGCUGAAGCAUGGGCAACUUUUUUUGACUUUUGUUUUCUUGUUUUAAUUGUAAAUGUUAUAUUGAACAAUGAUCAAGUUUUCAGAAUUAUAUGUAUGGUUUGUAUCUGACAUAUGAGCAUUUGUCCUGCAUUGAAUUCAAAAUAUGGUGGGAGAUGCUUGUUCUGAUCUUCACAAA